Molecule: messenger RNA, 5291 nt
Organism: Drosophila kikkawai
Lineage: Eukaryota; Metazoa; Arthropoda; Insecta; Diptera; Drosophilidae
Gene: Nlg2
Product: Neuroligin 2
Biological process (GO): modulation of chemical synaptic transmission; postsynaptic membrane assembly; presynaptic membrane assembly
Cellular component (GO): postsynaptic membrane; synapse; plasma membrane
Molecular function (GO): signaling receptor activity; neurexin family protein binding
Source: RefSeq, a predicted model, not a curated record
CGCACGCAGACGGACACGGACUCGGAGUACGGAUAGAACGCAAGCGGAAACGAGAAAAACAAGCAGAACAGGCCCAGAAUAGGAAGCUGAAGUGUGACUUGUGAAAAAAAAACUAAGCUCGCAGGCAGUGUUAAAAAGUGUGACCAGCAAUAAAAAAAACCGGAGCAGACUCAAUUAACUGUAAAAACCUGCUGCUCGCCAAAGACAAAGCCAAGCAUAAACGGGCACCUACUCACACACACGCACACGUAUAAGCCGUGCGAGUGGGAAAAAACGACGGGGAAACGAGUGAGCGAGAGAAGUGAAGGUGAAGCUGAAGGAGAAGCGCGAACAAUUUGUUGAAUACAACGGGACAGUCUCCAACAGAAAAAAGCGAAAGUGAAAACCAAAGAAAUGACAAACUAAAUUUGUAAGCCAAAUAAACUUUUAAUACUCCGCGCACUCAAACAAACCAGAGCUAAAAUAAAACUACAGCGAAUUCCCAGCGUAUCCUAACAAAAAAGGGGAGAAAAUUGGCGGCGCAAAAGUUAAAAGGGACAAAGGCGAUUAAGCAGCUUGCCAAGGACGAGGACCAACAGCUCGAAAGAUAUUUCUGGAUAUCCGGACACGGAGGACGGAGGACUGGAAAUCGGCGACGGGGACGGACGCUGAAAUUGCGGCUCUAAUAGAGCGGAGGCCACCACGUGCGGUGUAUAAUAUUUGAAAUCAAAGCGCUAAAGUCCAACCAUGGCGAUGGUGCACGUGAAUCACAAGCUCAACAUGCGCACAACGGCUGUCAAAAUGAAGCGGACCCGACAUCCUGCCGUAUCCUGCUUCAAUCCCAUUCCCAUUUCCAUUCGCCGUCGCAGUCCACAUCCAUGUCCACAUCGCAGUCGCAGUCCCACGCCCAGAAACUGAGGACGGGCUCAAGGCCAAGGAGCCGCCAGCCGGCGGAGAAUCGGAUAAUUCAAUCGCUUUUUCUACAAAUUUACGGUUUACUUUGCCUCGGUUCCUGGAUGGCUUGCAUUAAAACUAUCGGCGCUUCAAUUGAGCAGCAAACGCUUGCGGAAGCGGAUCCGGAUGCACAAGAUAAAGAUAAAGAUAAAGAUAAAGAGCGGGAAGCGGAAAGGGAAACGGACACAGAAACGGAAACGGAUGCCCGCAUCAUGGCAACGGGAAUUUGCAUUAUAAGACUGAUAACAUUAAAGAGAUUUCUAGAGGAUUCCACAACCGACGAACACAAUCAAAGGCGCCAGCCAUCAUCGGCCACGUCAACAGCGUCAGCCGGAGCAGCUGCCGCAGCUGCCAGCCAACCAAGAAGGAGGCCACCCCAUUAUCCCGGCUCCAGUUCAACUCAGCCUCCUGGCCACCCAGAGGCCACCCUGCUGCUGCUGCUCCUGCUCCUCACCAGCCUAUGGCCCGAGGGCUGCGAGUGCCUCCAUGGCGGCAGCAACACGGUGAAGACCAAGUACGGCCUCCUGCGGGGGAUCGUGGUGCGCUCCUCGCCGCUGGUUGAGGCCUUCCUGGGCAUUCCCUAUGCCUCGCCGCCGGUGGGCAGUCUCAGAUUUAUGCCCCCCAUAACGCCCUCGACGUGGAAAACGGUUCGCUCCGCGGAUCGAUUCUCGCCCGUCUGUCCGCAAAACGUUCCCAUCCCGCCCAACGGACCGGAGGCGCUCCUGGAAGUGCCGCGCGCUCGCCUCGCCCAGCUGCGGCGCCUGUUGCCGCUGCUCAAGAACCAAUCGGAAGACUGCUUAUACCUAAAUAUCUAUGUGCCCUACGAGACGCGCCGCCAGAAACGUAAUAUCGAUGAUUCUACUGGCGAAGCUAAGACCAAACUGUCCACUGUGGUAUUCAUACAUGGCGAAUCGUACGACUGGAACUCAGGGAAUCCCUACGAUGGCUCCGAGCUGGCCGCCCACGGCAAUGUCAUUGUCGUGACAAUCAACUUCCGUCUGGGGAUCUUUGGCUUCCUUAAAACCGGCGGCAAGGAGAGUGCCCAGGGCAACUUUGGGCUAAUGGAUUUGGUUGCGGGCCUGCACUGGCUCAAGGAGAAUCUCCCCGCCUUUGGCGGAGAUCCGCAGAGUAUCACGCUUCUGGGUUACGGCACCGGAGCUGUGCUGGCCAACAUAUUGGUUGUCUCCCCAGUGGCGAGUGAUUUAAUACAACGCACCGUUCUGGUCAGCGGAAGUGCCCUGUCGCCUUGGGCCAUUCAGAAGAACCCGCUCUUUGUGAAGCGUCGGGUGGCGGAGCAGACUGGCUGCCAUGGCGACAUGCUAUACGAUGACCUGGCGCCCUGUCUGCGCACCAAGAGCGUUGCGGAGUUGCUGUCGGUGAAAGUGGAUCACCCGCGUUUUCUCGUGGGUUUCGCUCCAUUUGUGGAUGGUACUGUAAUAUCGCCAGGCGCCAAUCCCUUGGGCAGCACCACGCUGCCUCUGGGAUCGGCUAUUGUUAGUACUUCAGGAAUUGAAUAUGCAAACUUUCCGAAACGAGACCUCAUCUUCUGCCUUACAUCUGUGGAGUCCUAUUUGGAUUUGAGUGCCCAGGACUUGGAGUUCGGCUUCAAUGAAACACGGCGGGAUCGCAUCCUGCGCACCUUUGUGCGCAACAAUUUUCACUAUCAUCUGAAUGAAAUAUUUGCAGUAUUGAAGAAUGAGUACACCGACUGGGAGAAGGCUAUACGUAAUCCUCUUAGCUCCCGGGACGCCACCCUGCAGUUUCUGAGCGAUGGCCACACGGCCUCGCCGCUGAUUAAAUUGGGCUACAUGCACAGCUUCCGCGGGGGACGUGCUUAUUUUCUGCACUUUAAACACAAAACCAUAGAGGAGGAGUAUCCACAGAGAACUGGAUCCGUGCGCGGCGAAGAUGUGCCUUUCUGGCUGGGCCUGCCCAUGUCCCCGCUCUUUCCACACAAUUACACGACUCAGGAGCGCCAAAUUGGCAGACUUAUGUUGCGAUAUUUGUCCAAUUUCGCCAAAACCGGCAAUCCGAACCUAUCCUCGGUGAAACCAGGGCUAGCUAAUCCAAGCGAGGACUUAAAUCCUGCCCUGCAUCAUCAGAAGAAACGCUCUACUGGCCUAACCCAUCCCAACCUUAGUGAGGCACUCAACCUGGCCGUGAUCUACAACCAGCGCAGGAGCAAUGCCAUGCACGAGAAGCGCUCCUACAUCCGGAGAAGACUCCGGAGCAACGAUGCCGCCUUUACCCAGCUGGGCAUAUCCAGUGACCGUGAUGUGGGCAGCUACGAUGGCGACGAGCUGCCCUUUUGGGAUGCCUACGACGUGGUCAAUCAGCUUUACGUGGAAUUGGGCAACAAGGCCAACAUUCAGAGCCAUUAUCGAGGUCACAAGCUGUCCAUGUGGCUGAAUCUCAUCCCUCAGCUGCACCGCCACUUCAACAUCAAUGACCAGUCGAUGAGACAUCAUCAGUUUCAGGACGAUAUGAACAACAGGGAUCUCUAUGAGGGCGUUGUGCGGCCACAGUUGCAGACGAAGCCAGCGGACGAUGAUCACAUACUCAUCAUGCAAAAGAGCAGAGCUACGACGACGGCGGCACCGCCACCGCCGCCGCCUCAAAAGGUCCCGAGUACAAAUGCCACACAAGCCUUGAAUCCCCUGGCCACAGGAGCAACCACCACCACAGAAUGCGGCAUCGAUGGGGCAAUGUCCGUGUCCGAACUGACCACCACUCAGGCGCCAAAGGACAAUCGAACCGGAGUGACUCGAGUGGAAACACAAAAAGACCUAGCCACCGCCUCUACGGGUAUUAUUGGGAAUCUGGAGCUGCUCAGGCGACUAAGUGGCAAGCAGUUCCAGAGCUACACGACCGCCCUAAUAGCCACCGUGGCCGUGGGCUGUUUUUUGCUCAUCCUCAAUGUUCUGAUCUUCGCGGGCAUUUACCAUCAGCGUGAGAAGCGGGCUCGCGAUGCCAAGACCAAGGAGGAGCUGCAGGAGAGCGACACUAGCAAGAACUCCAGCAUGCUGAAGUUAAAUGCCUUAAUGGGCGCUAGCGGUGGAUCCGGUGCCGGUGAUAUAGCCGAUGCCUAUACAUUAAGCGGCUCCGUAGUGGACAGCAAGGGCGGAGUGGGCGUGGUCUUUGGAGAGUACAGCUGCUACGAUGAGAAGACCAAACAGCUAAAAGAAGAGAAGCUCCUGGUGGAACUGCCGCCAUCGUCGUCGUCGUCAACGGGUCAGACUUCACUAAUGAUGGACACCUGGGGAGCGUGCUCUACCAGUACUUUAGAUCUGCUCAAGACCAAGCCGGGGGAUCCUUCCAUCGAAAUGGUCACCUACGGCGUCCUGCCAACGGUAAUAGAGUCCACAUCAGCGCAGAGCAGCAAGCGUGGAUCCUUCGUCGACACAACAAUGCAGUUUAAUAGUCCGCAGCAAUUCGACUAUGCAGUCCAAUCCUCGGAUCAAAUGUCCUUCAAGGCGAUAGAGGAGGCAGUCAAGGCGGCAGCCGUGUCCGACACGGAGAUCACCAGGGACGAUGAUAUACCCGAGCCUCCGCCACCACCGCGAUCCUUUCUAGCCGCCCAACAACAGCAGCAGCAACAGACAGGCAUCCUGAGGCAGACAGGGGCCGGAGGAGGCUCGACGACGGGAGCAGGGAGCAGCAGCGGCAAAAAACGUGUACAUAUUCAGGAAAUCUCAGUCUAGCAAUCAUUACCCUCCUAGUAAACCAUGUGUGAGCCUAUUUUAAUGUCUCUUCUACUUAUUUUUCUGGCUCGAACAGAAUCAAUAACCUUAACUUGCCCAACAUUUAUAGAAUAAAUUCGGUUGGCAACUAAAACGAGAUCUAUUAAAAAUAUAUCCAACUAUUCUCGAGUUAUUUAAGUUCGGUUCUCUGGUAGCAUUCACUUAAUUUAUAUUCUCCAUAUUAGUUCCUUUACCACCUGUCCCCAAAAAAUUAAAUGAAUAUAAUAGAUGGAAUCUGUUCUUUCCCUAAAACAAGGCAAAAAAUCGUUGUAACCGUACGUAUUAUGUAUGUUUGUAUAUUAUGUAAAUGUUCCUUGUAGAAGCGAAUGAGAGGAUAUGGAUAUGUAUUGUGUAGGAAUCAUUUUUCAACGUGUUAUCAUUGUGUGUAUAGUUUAUGUUCCUUUUUAAUGUACGAUUAGGAUCUGGUAUUAUAUUGUAUUUGCUUGUUAUUUAAUAAUUAGCGAAAUCAAACGGAAUAUGUAAGAAGCUUUUAAUAAUUUAAAAAAGAAACAAAAAACAAACCGCAAACUAAUAACUAUGAUAAACAUAUUGUGUAUUUAAUGUAUUGUAAAAUAUUGACUCUAUUUGUAUGAAAUACAUAUGUAUUACAAAAAAGUA